This is a messenger RNA of Mytilus trossulus (common blue mussel), 3515 nucleotides long. Its product is annotated as QRFP-like peptide receptor. The coding region runs from base 78 to 1337 and encodes 419 amino acids. Gene Ontology annotation, biological process: G protein-coupled receptor signaling pathway; cellular response to hormone stimulus. Gene Ontology annotation, cellular component: plasma membrane. The record is from RefSeq and is a predicted model, not a curated record. The transcript has 6 exons. Gene Ontology annotation, molecular function: neuropeptide Y receptor activity; peptide binding. NCBI's taxonomy places the organism in Eukaryota, Metazoa, Mollusca, Bivalvia, Mytilida, Mytilidae.
CAGUAGGACACAAAGGAAGAUAUUUAAAGGAACACAAAGUUUAAUAUUUUCAUUGACACUUUUGGAAACUGUCAAAAAUGAAUUUAAGUGAGAUUAGAAAUGACACGAAUUUAACCAAUGUAUUAUUUGAUUACGAUUCCAAAGACAUUGAUUAUCCGGGAAUUUUAAAAGUUGUUCCUUUACCUGAAAUUAUAUGGAAAGUUGCUUUAUUUGUAUUAAUAAUUUUAACUGCUGUUACGGGUAACAUACUAAUAAUAGUUGUUGUUGCGUGGAACAAACGACUUAGAACAACAACAAAUUACUACAUUGUCAAUCUUGCUGUUUCGGAUUUACUCGUUACAAUUUGGUGUUCUUGGGUGUACUUGGUAAACAAUAUAACAGAAGGGUUUGUUCUUGGAGCCUUCUUCUGUAAAUUCAACACCUUUGCUCAAGUCAGUUCACUUGUUGCCAGCAUUCUGUCAUUGACAUUAAUAGCAUGUGACAGAUUUUUUGGAGUAGUGUUUGCCAUGAAGGCACAUAUUAUUGAGAGAAAAGCUCGACAUAGUAUCAUUCUUGUAUGGCUUUUUUCCUUCGCCAUUGCUUCGCCACUUCUUGUCUUCAGAACAUUACACCAAAGACAGUGGAAAAAUCAUUUAGAACAAUGGUGUGAUGACGAAUGGCCUUUAGUUAUCAAAUAUAUAAGUUUGGAACAUGGUGUUCCAGUUUACCAUCAACCAGCAAGAAAAAUCUAUUGGACAACAUUAUCAGUGGUUUUAUUUUUGAUACCAAUUCUAGUUAUGGCCAUUGCGUACACAAGAAUCAUUAAAACUUUAUGGGCAGCAAAGACUCCAGGAGAAAGAGUGCCAAAAGAUAUAACAGUUCAAACGAGAAUGAAAAGAAAGAUUGUGUUAACCUUGGUGCUCAUCAUGAUUGUGUUUGCAGUGUGUUGGGUGCCAAUACAGGUCACCAUUUUGUACGCUGAAUACAGACCAGAAAAACAUUUGCAGCUUGAGCAAUGGUAUACACAACUUAGUUUCUUUGCGCAUGUACUUGCCUUUGCAAACAGUUCCAUAAACCCAAUGAUUUAUGCCGGUUUUAACGACAACUUCAAAAAAGGUUUUAAACAGAUGUUUGGUUUAUAUAAGAAGAGAUACACAAGCGUGUCGAGACUUGAUGACAGUUCUACUACUGUUGUUACCAGUUUAUCGAGGGGGAGAAUAUUUAAAGAAGAAUCAUCGUUCACGUUAAUUGGAAAGACACGUGAUGCUUGGAACGGGUCAGCUCAGGCAUGCAGUAAGAUGGCCAUUUACGAGGAAUUGAACAAUUUAGUGUGUAGUUCAUCGGACAAUGGCAUGUAAAACAAGAAAAGAUGAAUUAUUUCCAUAAUUUUCUUCAUUUCAAAUAUCAAGCUUGUUACAUUCCAUUUACACAAAUGUCUGGAUGAGGUCCUUUUCUGAAUUCAUUUAUUUUGUUUUGGGCAUUUUUCCGCAAUAUUGUGUUUUCAAUAUAUUUCAAAAAUCCAAUAUUGUUUUCUAUUAUUUAAUAAUUUAAUUUUGGAUAACGCGUCUUCUGAUUGGCUGACAUUAUUUUGUUUCGAGCCCGUUUACAUAAUUUAGUCAUGUGAUCGUGACGUCAUCAACGUUUUUUCAUGGUUUUCUACGAUUUAAAAUGGAAUUUAGAAUUAAAUUACAAGAAGUGACUGUAAUAUUUUUUUGUCUAUUCGAAAUAACAUCAAAAAUGUGGUGCACACUGUUAAAUAACCGGCUACGCGCGUUAUUCAGUAUGCAACACAUUUUUUAUGUUAUUUCUUCAUAGACAGAAAAAAAAUAUUACAGUCAUUCCUUAAUUGUUUUUGUCUCUUUUCCUCUGUUCUUAUUUUUAUUCUAAAGGUGAUGCACUCAAUGCUCUAUUCUGUAAACCCCAUCGAGACUCUAAUACACCUAUGCUAUCAAUUAAGCUACUUUAUGUUUUGAUUUGUAUUUUUCUGAAACCAAACAAGUCGAGUAACUGAUAAAACGCUGAGAAUAUAAAUUGAUAUUAAAGUUUGACAAUUAUUUUUCAUUGUUUGUUCCAAUUUCUUCAAUUAAGAAAUACUGUAAAUUCAGAAAUUAUUGCGAUGUUAUUAUUAUUGCGAAAAAUGCGACAGGGUUAUAAUUGCAAUAAUUUCAACUCGCAUUUUGAAAUAUUUUAUAUGAAAAGAUUUUUCUCAAUAUCGCAAAGACUUUAAUCGCAUUUGAGUCUAAAAUGACAAAAUUGCAAUAAUAAGUGCACGCAAUAAUUCCUGAAUUUACAGUACCUUAUAACUUUAUAAACGAACCAUUUUUAAGACCUCUAGAUUUCUAACGUCAGAAUAUAUUUCUAAAGUAAUUUCCAAACAUCAAAAUUUAUAUACCUCUAUAAUUUUUUAUUUUCAAUCCAUCAUAUCAAUAUUACCUCGUUCCUCAUAUGUUAUCGUUUAACAUCAUAGACUAACGCGAUAUGUUUUAAGAAACAUGUCUAUGAUUGUUAACAAUCUUAAAGUACAAGCAUGCCUUUUCUAAUGAAAAACAAAGAGUAUUCAUCAUGAUUUUAAUGGGUUCAACAUCAAAUCGUACAUAAUAAACAAUUAUUCGAAACAUACUUCUAGAAAUACAAAUUUUAAAAGCCAUUCUGUGAACAUAAACAUAUAUAUAAAUAUAUCGAUUCAUAUGAUUUAAGCAACAGUGCUACUAUAAAGAUAUUUAAUCUUUGGAAAUCAGAAGAAAUCUUUUUUUCCGUAUUCUUUUAAAACAAUAGCAGUUUAGAAAUUAAAAAAACGAAAUACACCUAACAAACAAAUUGUUUGAAGUGAGAAGAAAAUAUCAUCAUGCAAUUUUUAGGAUAUCCCCGUACUAAGUCAAAAAUAUGACAGUUGUUUUCUAUUCGGUUGAGCUUUGGAUUUUGCCAUUUGAAUACAGACUUUGUUAUUUUUUCUUUUUGGAAAGAAUAAAAGUUUCAUGACAAACUUGUUCAUGACAGAGUUAAACUACAAUAUAUCAAUCGAAAGGAAUUAUCAAUGGAUGUUACUGUAACGACUGAAAGAAAAACAAUUAUAUUAAAAAUAUAGUAUCACACGCAUGUAACUGUUUAUUGAAAUCUAAAAUAUAAAAAUCGUUGAAAUAAUAUUGUAAAAAGUAAAACAAAGUAUAAAUACCGAACUCCAAGAAAAUUCAAAACGAAAAGUCCCUUAUCAAACGAAAAAAAAUUAUAAGCUAAAACACCCCAAACGAAGAGGAAAUAUACUGUCAUAUUCCUGACUUGGUAAACGCAUUUUAUUUUGUAGAAAAUUGUGGAUUAAAACUGAUUUUAUAGCUAAACCUCUCACGUGUAUGACAGUUGCGUGGUAUUAAAUUAUAAUUCGCGAGUUGUAUAUGAAGUGUUUAAAUAUACGGUUUACUUUUUAAAUUGUUAUUUGGAUGGAGAGUUGUCUCAUGCAUUGGCACUCACACCACAUCUUCCUAUAUCUAGUUGAUAUGAUUGUAAACUCAUACUUACUUGUUGUUCGAUUCCGUUUCGUU